AUGGAAGAUAAGGAUCGCUUAUUGGCUAAAGAACUCGAAUCUUUUGGAUACCCUGGGCCGACACAAAUUCGACAAAAUUUAUCGAAAGCAAAAGAUUUGAAUCAACUUGUUGAAGCGAUCAAAAAGUUCAAGACCGAGAAUUCGUUGGAUAAAGUUUUGGGAAUUUCGUCUUUGGCACCAGCACUUCGUCUUCUGGAUAUGCACAAUGUGAAACGAGUUGACAUUCACGAUGCUGUAGCCGCCGACUUGACCGAUAAAUUCUUGCAACGACUGAAAGAGUUGGGGAAAAGUCAAAAUCCUGAGGCUCAAAAGAAAUUGGAGGAUCAACUCGAGAAAUGCUUUAAAAUGUACAAAGUGCACCAGAUUCGACCGAUUGUAUUAGAAACAUUGAAUAAUUUGAGAAAAGUACCGGAUAGAUAUCUAAAAAUCGUCCUUUGUGACGCCGAGCUCUAUUCAGAGUGUGCGGUCUCAGUUCGGCAACAGAUUUGGUUGAAAAAUGACAAGCUAUUCGAGGAGGCUGUUUUGCCCGUUUUGGAGAGUUAUUUGAGGGCAAAACGAAAUGUUGAAUGCAUGAUUGAGCCAUCGACAACCAACUUUUUCACUUCUGAAACGACAAAGAGUCGUCGACAGCAACCACAAGUGCAAACUUUAAUGCAAAUGAUCGGCAAUCAUGACUUGUUGUAUGAGAAAGUGAUCAGCAUCAUUAGAAAUCGCUACGCAGAAACGGCUGAUGUAAACUUUUGCUCGUUGCGAAUGGAAUUGUUGAUGGCAGCGCACGAUAUGAAUAACGAAUCGGCCACGAAAAUUGAUCCAAGCUAUGAGCUUGCGAAAUGUCUCGAUGCGUGUGUUCGCGAUAAACAUAUGGACUCAAAUUUGACCUCGAGACUUCGAACAGUUUUGGAGAAAAAAUGGGAACCUGAGGAGUUGGGCGAUGUAGCGAUGGUCGCUUGGGAUUCGCAUGUUGUUCAUUUUCUCUGCUCAAUCAUCACAAGAUUCCUUCGAGAAGGCUCCUCAUUACCCAGAGAUUCCCUCAGCUUACAACUUUUGAUCAAAGUUCUUGCACUCGGAUCGCAAAGUCAUAACAUUGUAAAAACAUCGACAAUUACAUCAACUAUCGCCGACUCGAUAUUUCUGACAAAGUUCAUCCCAUCACUGGCAAAAAUGAUCGUAGAAGAUGUGAUGAGAAUUGAAAUCGGCAAAAGUUCGGUGGACGUAAGCGAAGAGUUUGGCGUGAACAGUCUUCUGUCAAAUGCAAGCGAUACGGCCGUUACCUUUCUGAAAGCGGAUGUGUGCGCCUCUCUUUUAUGGCUUCAUCAGAUGAUCGAAAUUCUUCCGAAUAAGAAAAGAACCAUCGAUUCACAAGGAUUUCUUCGAUACGCUGAACACAUUAUUGAAUUCAAGGGAAAGUUGGGUGUUCGUGGUCCUUGGUGUCAUCUUCUUGUUCAUCGUCUAAUCUCAGCCAAUGCUUUCGAUUCGGUGAUUCAAGAUGAAGCUAUUCAACUUACGAUUGUUAAUCGAUUGUUGAUGGAAAAUAUUCAGGCUGAUCCAACCGUGAAAUAUCAACUCCUCCGUAUUGUCUAUCAACUCCAUUCACAUCUUGGAUUGCAGAAAGCCACCGAAAUUAUGGAAACAAUCGCUAUUGAUAAACUUGGCGAUUUAGAAGCUGGUGAUAAAGAGAAAUACGAGAGAGAUUAUAUGAAAACAAUGGAUAGGAUCACGCCAAAGAUUGAAGAAGAACACCCUCCAACGCUUCCUCCAGGGAUGACACCAGCUCAUCCAAUGGCGACUGGGCAACAGAUGCAUCCUGGGAUGACACCACGAAUUGGUGUUCCCGGCCAACCCCAUCCAUCAAUGACACCAGGACCUGGGAGAUUUGCCCCACCCCUUGCUCGACCUCAAUACAUGACACCGAGACAU
Mesorhabditis belari is the source of this 1917-nucleotide messenger RNA. Lineage: Eukaryota; Metazoa; Nematoda; Chromadorea; Rhabditida; Rhabditidae. The record is from the annotation of a GenBank genome assembly.